AUGACCGAGCCGGUGCCCAGCAUCUGUCCGCCGCGCCCCGACCCCGGGCCGGCCAGCGCCGCCUCUCCCGCGCGCCGCGCCGCGCACACCGGGCACCGCGGGGCAGCCGCCCCUCCCGCGCGCGACCCAAGGUUCCCGGCAGGAGACGGCCUUCGCCCGGCCGGCCGGCCCGAGCUCCGGGGAGGGGCGCGCCUGUCAGGAAGGCGCGGGCUCCGCGCCCCGGCCGGUGGCGGUGACAGGUCGGGCGGCGGCCGCUCGGCCGCGUCCCGCUCAAACUGCGCCUCCCUUCCCCCAGCGCCGCCGCUCCGCGCUCCCGCCCGUCAGCCAGGCGCCGCCCGCCCGCGGUGGACACCCGAGUGCCCCGGCCCCCUGGGGGUCCCCGCGAUGGAAGUGAGGGCAGACAGAGCCCAGCGCCUGCACCCCUCACGGUCCGCCGUGCCCCCGCCGCCACCUCCGGAGAUCCGCUCUGCCACCACUUCAGGCUCUUACCGUCUGCGCCAAACCCGGCGACGCCCCGUCGGCUGCCCUUCGGUUUGAAGUUGUGUUCUGGUGAUUUCGGGGGAGGGGAUUUUUUCGGCGCGAUCCUGGCGUCGCGCUCCGCUCGGACAGGUCACCCCUUCCGUCCCGCUAGAUUGAUGAGAUCAGGCAUCACUCGAAAAUGGCGCCGAAAGCGCUGAGGCUCCUCAUUCAAAUUCGUUAGAGCCAACCCCGCCGCCCCGGGGCAUGCCGGGAACGCGGGCUGUCCCCACAGCUGUCUCGGCCGCACCCCCCUCCCGGCGACCCUGUUGCGCAUGCGGAAAACUUCUACCCCCCCCCUUGCCCCAUGCCCCGGCACAUGCGCAGAGUCUUCGUGGCGCAAGGCUCUCCACUUCCUCGGUUCCAGUCCCCCGCGUCUUCCGCGGGCGUGUGUGCCAGCGUCGCCCUUGUGCCGCAGCGGAGAUGUUCACCUUUCAGACACCACUCCGGGGGACACACAAGUUCUCUGCCUUUGAGAGGAAACAAAUUAGGGUCCAUCUUAAGCGUUUCGUGAAAAAAAAACAAAACAAACAAAAACCGCCCUUAAGUAGACUCCUAACCGCCGAGGGUGCCUCUGAGGCUCGCAGGGCUGCGCAGGAACUUAAAGCGCGCCGGGGUGGAGCCCUCGCCCUCCACCAGCGCCUCACAGAUCUGUCGCACCUAAGCCUCGAACCACUUGACGAGUGCCACUGCACCCCAAAGAAGUGUUAAAAACAGGAGACAGGAGAGCUCCUUAAGAACUGAAGAGUAAGGGAGUUGGAGAUGGCUGCCAUGGUUUGCAUUAUUGAGAAGUGACAUGUUGAGCAGUGUUCCAUUAUCUACAUUUUGCUCAGAUGAAAAUUUAUGUGGCGAUUUUUUAGAAUAUUUGUCCAAUUUUGUUUAAAAUCUUAUGUAGCAAACCACAAAUCCUUACUGAGUCAUUAAAAUGGGAGAAACCAAAA
Molecule: messenger RNA, 1457 nt
Organism: Mesocricetus auratus (golden hamster)
Lineage: Eukaryota; Metazoa; Chordata; Mammalia; Rodentia; Cricetidae
Product: basic proline-rich protein-like
Exons: 2
Coding region: 1-537 (178 amino acids)
Source: RefSeq, a predicted model, not a curated record